AUGUCAGGCUCCAACCACACCAACACCUCCUUCUUCCUGACUGGCAUUCCAGGCCUGGAAGCAGUGCAUGUCUGGUUCUCUGUCCCUUUAUGUGCCAUGUAUGUGGCCACUCUGGCAGGGAAUAGCCUGAUCCUGUGGGUGGUGAAGGUAGAGCCUGCCUUGCACCAGCCAAUGUACUACUUCCUGUCAAUGUUGGCCAUGACGGACCUGGGCUUGUCAGCUUCCACACUUCCCACCAUGCUCAUCAUUUACAUGCUGGGUCUCAGGGAAGUGGCACUGGACACUUGCCUAGCCCAGCUCUUCUUCAUCCAUAGUUUCUCUAUCAUGGAGUCUUCUGUGCUGCUGACCAUGGCUUUUGACCGUUUUGUGGCCAUCAGUAACCCCCUGCGCUAUGGCACCAUCCUCACAAGCCCCCGCAUUGCCAUCGUGGGCCUGGCCAUCCUGGUGCGCAGCAUCAGUCUCCACAUCCCGGCCCCCAUCAUGCUGAAGAAACUGCCUUACUGUCGGAGCCACCUGCUCUCCCACUCCUACUGCCUGCACCCAGACGUCAUGAAGCUGGCCUGUGCUGACACCCACAUCAACAGUGCUUACGGUCUCUUUGUAGUUCUCUCUACACUGGGUGUGGACUCAGUGCUCAUUGUUCUCUCCUAUGUCCUGAUCCUCCAAACAGUGCUGACCAUUGCCUCCAAGGCUGAGCGCCUCAAAGCUCUCAACACAUGUGUCUCCCACAUCUGCUCCGUACUACUCUUCUAUACACCCAUGAUUGGUCUGUCUAUGAUCCACAGAUUUGGGAAACAGGCUUCCCCCUGCAGUCGUAUUUUGCUCUCCUAUCUUCACUUUCUUACACCUCCGGUGCUCAAUCCUGUUGUUUAUACCAUCAAGACCAAGCAGAUUCGACAGAGGAUGCUACGCCUCUUCUGGUCAGGUAAAACUGUCGUCAGAGAUACACAGGGUCAUUAA
Messenger RNA from Lepus europaeus (European hare), 960 nucleotides. Its product is annotated as olfactory receptor 51G2-like. NCBI's taxonomy places the organism in Eukaryota, Metazoa, Chordata, Mammalia, Lagomorpha, Leporidae. Gene Ontology annotation, cellular component: membrane. Gene Ontology annotation, biological process: G protein-coupled receptor signaling pathway. Gene Ontology annotation, molecular function: olfactory receptor activity; G protein-coupled receptor activity. The transcript has a single exon. Bases 1 to 960 code for a protein of 319 amino acids. The record is from RefSeq and is a predicted model, not a curated record.